AUGUCCCAGGAGACUUUAACGUCUCUGAUUGUGCAGAGAGAGCAAGGCUUCUGUGGAAGCAGCCCUAUUUCUAUGGGGGACGCAGUGGAGGACAAGAAGGGGAAGGAAAGCACUGAGCUCAGCCUGCUGCAAAAGGUAGAUGGUAUCCUGUGUUUGGCCGACAUCUUGACUGAUGACAGCCACUCAGAGGCCACUCGAGCUGAGGCUGCGGCUGUGGUGGCCCAGGUUACCUCUCCACAUCUGUCCUUCACCCAGCAUCUCCCUAGCUUCCUGGAGAACAUGGAGGAGAUUGUGACAGCCCUCAUCAAACUGUGCCAAGAGGCCUCUUCAGGGGAAGUCUUCUUGCUGGCCUCUGCGGCCCUUGCCAACAUCACCUUCUUUGACAAAAUGGCCUGUGAGGUGCUUCUGCAGUUGAAUGCCAUCCGUGUCCUCCUGGAAGCCUGCAAUGACAAGCAGAGAGUGGACACACCUUAUACUCGGGACCAGAUUGUGACCAUCUUGGCAAACAUGUCUGUGCUGGAGCAGUGUGCCUCUGACAUCAUCCAGGAGAAUGGUGUCCAGUUCAUCAUGGGCAUGCUGUCUGAGAAGCCACGGUCUGGGACGCCGGCUGAAGUGGCUGCUUGUGAAAGGGGACAGCAGAAAGCUGCGGGGACUCUGGCCCGCCUCUGCCGAGACCCACAUGUGGCCCAGGAGGCCGUGCGGCUCAGCUGUAUGUCUCGCCUUAUUGAGCUCUGCAGAUCCCCAUCUGAGAGGAACAGCAGCGACGCUGUGCUUGUGGCCUGCCUGGCUGCUCUGCGCCGGUUGGCCGGGGUCUGUCCCGAAGGCCUCCAGGACUCUGACUUCCAGCAGCUGGUCCAGCCGCGGCUUGUGGAUUCCUUCUUGCUGUGUAGCAACAUGGAGGAGAGUUUUGUGUAGUGAGUGAGAAAGAGGAGGCACACUGUGCACACAUCUCAGAACAAGGCUAACUCCCCUCACCACCUUAUUUAUAAGUAAUUUAUUUUUUUUUACAUGAAAUAGAAAGGGAAAUCUUCAUCAGUGAGCAGAUGAGGUGGUUCUCAGGAAUCAUUUUGCAUUUUGUUUUACUUCCUGUGGCCGUGUGGGUGCAGAAGUUGAAUCGUGUCAAUGCUAACAUGACAGGUUGUCACAGGUGAUUCCCCUUCAUAACACUUUCUUUCUUCUAAGCACAUAUUCUUGCCCAUUAAAAAAGAAAAAGAAAAAACAACAACUUUGAACCAGGGUAUUUUAACUGCCCAGCAUUUUUUAAAAGUUAGUU
This is a messenger RNA of Cricetulus griseus (Chinese hamster), 1273 nucleotides long. Lineage: Eukaryota; Metazoa; Chordata; Mammalia; Rodentia; Cricetidae. The record is from RefSeq and is a predicted model, not a curated record.